AUGGAAUCAUGGACAGUUCCCCUUAGCCCAGAGACUUCAAGUGAUGAAGAGAAAGAUGGAGAUGAUAAUUCUGGCACUACGAAACGAAGCUACGAGUGCACAUUCUGCAAGCGAGGCUUCACCAACGCUCAAGCCUUGGGAGGACACAUGAACAUUCACCGCAAGGAUCGAGCCAAGGCCAAGCAACACUCGAACCAGUACCGCUCCGACGAGGACUACAUGUCGAUGUCUGCGUCUCAGUUCAGUGCACCAGUUUACAGUCAACCGGCUUCUGGGUACUACCCGGUUUUGGGUCAUCAUGAGCAUCAUGUGCAGAGAAACUAUCAUCAGAUGCACAUUCAGCCAUCUGAGUCUAGCCCUAGGUUUUAUAGUUCCGUGGAUGAUGAUUCAAUGUCAUCACAGUCUUCUAUGAGUCAUCAGGAGAACCAAGAACUCUGGGGUGCCAAUUUGAGCUUAAGGUUCAGCCCAACUGGGCGUAUGGAGGAUGAUGCUUUCAGAGUGGGAGUGAGGAAUCACGAAGAAGUUGAUUUGGAGCUUCGUCUAGGCCAUGGAGGAUUUUAG
Messenger RNA from Argentina anserina (silverweed cinquefoil), 561 nucleotides. Its product is annotated as transcriptional regulator TAC1-like. The record is from RefSeq and is a predicted model, not a curated record. NCBI's taxonomy places the organism in Eukaryota, Viridiplantae, Streptophyta, Magnoliopsida, Rosales, Rosaceae. Bases 1 to 561 code for a protein of 186 amino acids. The transcript has a single exon.